Messenger RNA from Pyrus x bretschneideri (Chinese white pear), 2334 nucleotides. Its product is annotated as protein NETWORKED 4A. Gene Ontology annotation, cellular component: vacuolar membrane. The transcript has 4 exons. Bases 140 to 1750 code for a protein of 536 amino acids. The record is from RefSeq and is a predicted model, not a curated record. NCBI's taxonomy places the organism in Eukaryota, Viridiplantae, Streptophyta, Magnoliopsida, Rosales, Rosaceae. Gene Ontology annotation, molecular function: actin binding.
AAUUUUGAAAAAAGCCGCUUUUAGCUCAAAACGCAAAAGCACCGAUUAAUCGCUUCGGUUAUCCUUCUGAUUCGGGCAGGUAUUGGAUCUGGAGCUCUCUCUCUCUCUCUGAGUCGCUUCACCUCUGUUGCAGCAAAAGAUGGUUGAUAUGGAGAGAACAGAACUGAAGGAGUCAGAUUCAACAGAACUGGACAAUGGUAUCACCCCAGAUCGUUCUACUUCUAUGUGGCUGGUAGAAAAUCUUGAAGAGAUGGACCAAAGGAUUAAGCAAAUGAUGAAGCUGAUCAAAGAAGAUGGCGUUUCUUUGCCAAUGAAUGACAAAACGUUUUCUCAGAAGAAGCCUGAAUUGGUUGAGGAAUUUCACAGAAUGUAUCGAUCGCUGGCUGGAUGCUAUGAACACUUGACCAAAGAAGCGCAUAAGGGGUUUGGGGAUUCUGAAUAUGGUUUCGACCAACGCUCUCCUCUGCUGACUCCGGAUGCUAAACAUGGUCUGCAGAAAUCCGGCCAUCAAGUUGUUGGGUUAGAUAUAUCACCAAGCUCAGAUGGUUCUAGCCCAGCUCUUUCUUUAAAGAAUGGCAGUGAAUCAUCUUCCUCAUCAUCAUCGGGAUCCGAGUCAGAAUCUCUUAACUCCUUCGUCAGCAAUUACUUGGUUCCACCUCCGAACGAUGAUUUUGACAGCCAGGGAUGGCAGCAGAAGAUUACUGAGCUUGAAACCGAACUUUCUAGCUUGAGAGAGAAGCUCCAAAUGAGGGAGGCUGACCUUAAAAUGGAGAAAAUGCGGGUGUUUGAGCUGCAAAAUCAGAUAGUUGAGUUGAAGAGUCUGGCAUCAGACAGAGAAAAUGAGAUUGGGAGAUUGGUGGGAGACUUGGAAGUGACUAAAGAAAGGCUUAAGGGGUUGGACGAAGAGAUUGUAAAGUUGAAGGAUGAACAUGCCCAUAGAAUUUCCAAAGGCACUCAUCAAAUGCAAGGUCUGGAAGCCCAACUUGACUUGGAGAGAAAGCAUGUUUCGGAGCUGGAGGAGAGGAUAGUGAGGUUCAAUGCUGAUAUACACGGCCGUGAUCUUGAGGUGAUGCAGCUGAAGAGUGCAUUGCAUGAUGCACAGGAACAAUUCUCUCUUGAGAAAGCAAACCUGCAGGCUGACAUUUCAAGUUUUUCAGAGAAACAAAUCCUUUUGGAUACAAGAGUCGAAGAAUUGAGCUUCAGAAGCAAGAGUUUAGAAGACGAAAUAAGGCAAUGUGAAACGGAUAAGAUGGAAAUGGAAAGGCUGCAUGUUGUCCGCGAGAUGGCAUUGCAAGAUGAAAUAAGCCGCUUGAAAGUAGAACUUGCUGACAGAAAUGGACAUGUGGAAGCUGUAAAUAAAGACUUCGACAGGUUUAAACUGAAAUAUGAUAUGCUGAUGGCGGAGAAAGAUGAGCUCAAUGCUAGGACUCAAACUCUUAUGGCGAAUGUGAGUUCCCGCGACAAUCAGAUUCAGGAAAUGGCGGGACAUCUUAGUCUGUUACGAACAGAACACGAGGGUGUGAUUGUUGGAUCCGAAUGUGCACAUAGACUAGUAGAUGAGUUGAAAUCGAGAGUGGAGGAGUUGCAGCAAGAGGUGACAAGGCAGAGUGUUGUGAUCUCGGAUGGGGCUGAGGAGAAAAGAGAGGUGAUCCGGCAGCUUUGCUUCUCGCUGGAGCACUACAGGAGCGGAUACCAAGAGCUUCGUCAAGCAUUUACCGCGCACAGGCGGCGGGCGGUUGCAGCUGCGUAAACUCGGUUUCUUCUAUGGAAUGCUCUAGCUGCCAAAGGGGAGAUUUUGUCAUGCCAGCAUCGCUCAAUUUUGUGAGCUCCUACAAAACUUAUUUCACCUCACAUGGCCUCCAUAUGCACAAGUGACUUCAAAGUUCAAUCUGUUUGUUUGGUCGGUGUCAGAAACUAAACAAAAGGUAAACACAUGCGGACAUUUCAAUGAUUAUGUCGAGUGUAAGCUCUUGUUAAAAAAAAAAAAAAGAUUUUUUAGUGUGUUCGGAAUACGGAAGGAUACAAGUGGAGGAAACUUUUUUUUCAAAUGUUUUUUCAAUUGUAUAAAGACAUAGAGUAUUCUUCCGUGUUCUGAGCAUAUUGAAAAAUCUAUUCUAAAAAAGUAGGUAAAAGUUAGAGAGAUCUCAUGGGCCAAUCCAUUAUCCAAUGGGUCUUAAUUGGAUUCAUUACACAAUUUGAUCUCAUGAUAAAAGUCAUUCAUUCUUGAAGUACUUACUAUAAAUCUUCCUUACCCAUUGAACAAUUGAUCAAAUAUUUUAUUAAUAACAUUGUUUGUCUACUUGUGAUCAUAAUUAGAUUGUUAAUAUUUUUUUA